UUCACAGAACCGGUUGCAAAGCAUUAUGGGAGUAGCGAUGCCUCUGUUUCAUGCCAGAGGAGUUUUCCAGUACAGCUUUGGACUGAUGCCAUACAGGAAGCCCAUCCACACCGUCGUGGGAAAGCCGAUCCCAGUGGUCCAGACUCCGAGUCCCAGCUGUGAGGACAUCGAGUGUCUUCAUCAACGUUACCUUCAGAAUCUGACAGAACUGUUUGAACAACACAAACACAACUAUGGUCUAGAGGAACAACAACAUCUGACCUUCAUCUGACCUUCAUAUGACCUUUAUAUAAAUGUUGGGAAGCGUCUGCAGGAAACCAUCUGAACCCAGAUCUGUAGAGCUGUGAGGCAACAACAACAACAGCUUUGUGUUUUUACACUUUCAUGAAAACAAUGUUCACAAAGUGUUUUACAUUCACAAUAAAUAAACAACACAAAUCUAAACUUUGUUAGUGUUUUUACAAGAGAUUUAAAAGAUGGCACUGAUUUGGCUACAAUAACAAGACAACAAUAACAAGACAAGACAACAAUAAAAAACACAAUAUACCAAUAACACAA
Molecule: messenger RNA, 558 nt
Organism: Anarrhichthys ocellatus (wolf-eel)
Lineage: Eukaryota; Metazoa; Chordata; Actinopteri; Perciformes; Anarhichadidae
Product: 2-acylglycerol O-acyltransferase 1-like
Exons: 2
Coding region: 26-271 (81 amino acids)
Biological process (GO): triglyceride biosynthetic process
Cellular component (GO): endoplasmic reticulum membrane
Molecular function (GO): diacylglycerol O-acyltransferase activity
Source: RefSeq, a predicted model, not a curated record